This is a messenger RNA of Rhipicephalus sanguineus (brown dog tick), 516 nucleotides long. Its product is annotated as zinc finger protein 674. The record is from RefSeq and is a predicted model, not a curated record. Bases 1 to 516 code for a protein of 171 amino acids. NCBI's taxonomy places the organism in Eukaryota, Metazoa, Arthropoda, Arachnida, Ixodida, Ixodidae. Gene Ontology annotation, biological process: regulation of DNA-templated transcription. Gene Ontology annotation, molecular function: DNA-binding transcription factor activity, RNA polymerase II-specific; RNA polymerase II cis-regulatory region sequence-specific DNA binding. The transcript has a single exon.
AUGGGGUUCAUCGUGGACAUCUGCAAGAAAGAGCCAGACUGCGUUGAGGAGAGCAGCUGCGACAAUGCCCCUUCGAGAGAGAACAGCCGGCUGUUGUACUGCCACCUGUGUCCUCACACGGCGAAAACGCAGCGUUGUUUGAAGGACCACCUGCUGGUGCAUAGCGGAGAGAAGAAGUACGAGUGCUCAAUCUGCGCCCAAAGGUUCACGUACCUUAGAAACCUGAGGCGUCACAUGCCGUCGCACACUGCUGAAAAACGGUACAGGUGCAGGAGGUGCUCGUACGAUACAACCGACAAGAACGCCUACAAUCGUCACAUCGUACACCAUGAAGCCGACAAGCGUUACGCGUGCUCCAUGUGUUCAUACGCCACGUCACGUUGUUCGGACAUGGUGAAGCACUUGCGGAUUCACACUGGUGACAGGCCUUUCAAGUGCAUCAAGUGCUCCUACGCGACUGCCAGCAAGAGCACACUCACUAGGCAUGCACGCACGCAGCACGAGGAUUAUGAUUGA